This is a messenger RNA of Scutellospora calospora, 679 nucleotides long. The record is from the annotation of a GenBank genome assembly. NCBI's taxonomy places the organism in Eukaryota, Fungi, Glomeromycota, Glomeromycetes, Diversisporales, Gigasporaceae.
ACUAAAGCUGAUUUCAAUGCUCCGUUGACAUCCUUCGACUGGAAUGAAAUCGAUCCAACACUGGCUGUAACAUCAAGUAUCGAUACUACUUGUACCGUGUGGAAUGUAGAAACAAAACAAGCGAAAACACAAUUAAUUGCUCAUGAUAAAGAAGUUUAUGAUGUUGCGUUUGCAUCAGGCAGUAUGGACGUGUUUGCCAGUGUUGGUGCUGAUGGCAGUGUGAGGAUGUUCGAUUUGAGAAAUCUUGAACAUUCUACGAUCAUUUAUGAAACUGUUAACCCACAUCCAACACCCGCGAAUGCUCCGAACACAAAUCCACCUUCUCCUUUACUCAGAUUAUGUUUCAACAAAAUGGAACCUAGCUACUUGGCCACUUUUCAUAUGGAUUCUCCAGAUGUUCAAAUAUUAGAUAUAAGAGUUCCUGGUGUUCCUGUCGCAGAAUUAAGAGGUCAUUCAGCGACUGUCAAUUGUGUUAGUUGGGCACCAAAUAAUCAUGGAAUUCUAUGUAGUGGUGGCGAUGAUUCUCAGGUUCUUGUUUGGAAUAUUAAUGCUGUACAAAUAGGUGGCGUUGGCACCAAACCAUAUAAUAAUGAUCCUGUCUUAUCUUAUAAAGCCGAUAACGAAAUCAGUCAGUUAAGUUGGAGUUCUAGAUUUACAGAUUGGGUUGCAAUAGGAUUUG